Messenger RNA from Colossoma macropomum (tambaqui), 2491 nucleotides. It is a transcript of the gene glis2a, whose product is annotated as GLIS family zinc finger 2a. The coding region runs from base 493 to 1794 and encodes 433 amino acids. NCBI's taxonomy places the organism in Eukaryota, Metazoa, Chordata, Actinopteri, Characiformes, Serrasalmidae. Gene Ontology annotation, biological process: regulation of transcription by RNA polymerase II; smoothened signaling pathway. Gene Ontology annotation, molecular function: RNA polymerase II cis-regulatory region sequence-specific DNA binding; DNA-binding transcription factor activity, RNA polymerase II-specific. Gene Ontology annotation, cellular component: nucleus. The transcript is spliced from 7 exons. The record is from RefSeq and is a predicted model, not a curated record.
GAGAGCGAGAGCAGCACAUCUGGAGGAGUAAAAAAAAACCAUCAUUCCUUUCCUCUCCCUCUCUCUCUCCCUCUCUCCUCCUCACUCGCUUUUCCACUACAAGACAGACGACUCCUCUGCGGGAGGACUCGGCGAAGCUUAACCGCUGGAUGACAGGCGUCGUGCCCUCACGAUGCUGCUGAAUUACCGCUUAGCGACUGAAGUGAAAGAUUUCCCCCACUGAAAACUUCACGUUUACCCCUGAACGCGUCGACGCCGCCGACAACUAGACAACUUCGACCGAGGAAAGAAACUGAGAAACGUUGAGAAGAAGAAGCUCGAGUGCCUUCGUUUCCCUUUCUCGACGUUUCUUUCCGCCGUAACGUUAAAUCUCCCGAGGAAAAAGCGACUGACGGCCAGCAGACGGACACGGCGCGGCGGAGGAGCCCAACGGUCACGUAGCCUGACGAGCCAUCUUCUUCCUCAGAGCUGGGUUGGCCUUGAGACGCAGCCAUGCUGUCGCUGGACGAGCCGCUGGACUUGAAGAUUUCCCCGAACCGCGACAGGGCGCUCAGAACGUCCAUCUGCGCCCCGCUCCGAUUCGCCCGGACGCACGUACUGCGGCCGACACACAACUCCGACUCAGAUAAAGAUGUCCUGGACUGUCACCCUGCCUCAAAACUGGACGUCAGUCUGUCCCCCUCAUCCCCUCCCUCACCCCCCUCCCCUCCUCAUUCUGGUUCCAGUUGCAGCCCUCUACCGCCCCCUCUGAUCAGGGAUUCAGAGACCACCAGUUACCAGGAAGGCGAAGCGUCUCCUCCUCCAGGUUUCCAGUUCUUCCUGCCCAUUGGCGCCGGGGCCGGCCUCCGCCUGCCCAGCUCCUUGAUGAUUGGUCAGUGUCGCGAAAGACGGGAAUCACCUGAACCGGUGGAUGAACAGCUGGCCUGUCGCUGGCUAAAGUGCCACCUGCUGUUCGAGUGCCUGCAGGACCUGGUAGAUCAUGUGACUGAAUUCCAUGUGAAGCCAGAGAGGAGUUCUGGUUACUGUUGCCACUGGGAGGGGUGCGCACGCAAGGGCCGCGGCUUCAACGCCAGGUACAAAAUGCUGAUCCACAUCCGCACACACACCAACGAGAAACCACACCAGUGCGCUAUCUGCAGCAAAAGCUUCUCCCGGCUGGAGAACCUCAAAAUACACACCCGCUCCCACACAGGAGAGAAGCCCUACGUGUGUCCGUACGAAGGCUGCGGCAAACGCUACUCCAACUCCAGUGACCGCUUCAAGCAUACGCGCACACACUACGAGGACAAGCCCUACUGCUGCAAGAUGGCCGGCUGCCACAAGCGCUACACAGACCCCAGCUCCCUCCGCAAGCACAUCAAGGCUCACGGCCACUCCGUCGUCCAGGAGCCCAGGAGCGCGGAAGCAAGGCCAGGACGAGGAGGCGUGGGAGCAGAUCUUUCAAAUUUGAAUUUGCAAGGAAGAGCUCCCCUGGUCCUGUCAGAGGCCGCGCUGAGCAUGCUGGGGGCGCAGGCCUUGCACACCUUUAACGGGCCGCUGAUGGCUCUGGACCUUUCCAUGUCCUCAAGGCUCGCGGGGGCUGGAGCUUUGCUCUGCCACAGGGGGCCUCUUCUGGACCCCUUACUGCUUCCUCCCUCCCACAGGUUGGGGGCUAAGCAGAGGGGCGGAGCCAUGAAGGAGGAUGACGACGAUGACGACGAUGAAGAAAGAGAGAUGAAAGCAGGACGGGACACCCUGUCCUGGGUGUUCGUUCCACCUGGCAUGGUGAUGCUCAAGCAAGCUGUGGUCAGCUGAAUGGGCAUCAUGUGGUCAUGUUCUGCUUCCAGCCUAAACAGCUGGAUCAGUUCAGAAGUUUUUAAACGAACUUAAAGGCAGACUCCAGUAUAUUUCGUCCUAAUGUUAAGGUGCUGCAUCUGAAGGCCAGUCGAUUACCACGGACAGUCGUUUUGCUCGUUUCCCUUGGUAAAGAACCAAAUACCACUUCCUCAAGACAUACUUAUGAUAGAAGCCGUAGGGACAGCUGCUGAAUUCCAUCAGUAAACAUUUAUGCGAAAUCAUAUCUCAUUUAUAUGUUUGUGUACAGAAUUUAGUAACUGCUCAUUGGCUUCUGUUACAAAUGAGUUUACAGUCAACAGGAUUUCAUGUUAAUUCUGGAGGACUGAGUGGCCUAGAAAGACAAAAAUGUAUGACCCCAUUCGCUCACUUCAAGGGAAAAGCAGUGAAAUGGCUGUCGGUGGUAAAUGACGGUACAAUAAACACACAGACAGAGACAGAGAAAACUCUGGAACAUUCCCUUAACGAAGAUGUCGAUUGCAGGGUUGCUUUUAAGGGAUUCAGCUUCAUUUUAGCACUUUUGAAAGUUUUUGAUAUGAUUACUUGAGGACCAAGAUGUUUUUUUUUCUUUUUCAGUGUAUUCGAAUACUAACGACAGCACCCAUGAGAACAUGCAGUGUGCUUCUGUGUUGUAAAAGAAAAAAAAGGGGAAAAAAAA